Messenger RNA from Hylaeus volcanicus, 17993 nucleotides. RefSeq lists its product as uncharacterized. Gene Ontology annotation, cellular component: nucleus. NCBI's taxonomy places the organism in Eukaryota, Metazoa, Arthropoda, Insecta, Hymenoptera, Colletidae. The transcript is spliced from 9 exons. Gene Ontology annotation, molecular function: RNA polymerase II cis-regulatory region sequence-specific DNA binding; zinc ion binding; DNA-binding transcription factor activity, RNA polymerase II-specific. Gene Ontology annotation, biological process: regulation of transcription by RNA polymerase II. Bases 5464 to 11898 code for a protein of 2144 amino acids. The record is from RefSeq and is a predicted model, not a curated record.
CCCAAUGAUAACGCGAAAUUGAUAGAGGGAGUGAAUUUGCAAAUUAUUUAAAAAUCCCUAAGUUUUUGAAAGACGUUUGCUCUAAGAUCGAGACAAAAAUGUGAAUUUUUUAUAUUGAUUUAUCGUGGAAAAAUGAUGGAAUACCUCUUGAACACUAGCAUACAAUAUACAUAGUAAAAUCGAUAUUCAUAUUAUUCAUACGCUAACGUUUAUUUUGUUCACCUCUACGUGUAAUUUUCUCUGUUUUCGUUUUAUUUUUUACUUCUAGUUUCAUUUUUUAAUCGAAAUUGGAAAUAGUAACCAUAGUUCGUCCUCCUAUUUUAUUUGCGUUUUCAGCUGACACUAACAAAUUCCUCCACAAAAUUCUAUUUCACGAGUACGAAAUAAUUGAUUAGAUUCAUCGAAAAAUUAUAUACACCUAAGGUAUGAAUAGCUGCUUUUCAAAUCGAUACGUUCAACUUGCUGUUUAUCACAUAAUGCAUACAGAUAACGAGAUAGGAGCUCAAGAAUAGAAUACCUACGACUAACGACAAAACAUUACAUGCCUAACCUUUUAAAUUCUUCGCUCUAUUUUGAUUCACUAAAUUUAUCAUAAUAAUAACAAAAAGAAAAUUUGCAUAGGAAAAUCAUCCGAUACAUAUCGAAGUAAACUACAGAGAACGAUAUCGAUCCAAACAUCGCCGUUACUCGUGUCGCCAUGAUAAUUAUUCGAUCCAUUGUUGAGUUUAUAUACCGCUCCUCGUUCCAAGUAAAAUCUAAUCUCGAGUUGGUGUAAAUAUUUUGGCACAGCACGCGUGGCAGUAAAUAAGUAACACGAACCGCGACAAGGGCACAUACAUCGAUAUCCUCGAGCAACAACACCUCUCCAUCUGCUGUUCACUCUCAUGAUUAGUAUUUUCUUCCGAUCGUCCUCCCCGAGGAGCGAGCCGUUUCGUAGAGGUCAAUUCCCUGAAGGCCGUCCUUCCGGGACUGGCAGACGCGUGAGAAGAAGGUUGUAUGUAUCUGCCAGAUAACAGCGUCCCCCUGCACGAGCCUCGAGCAGGGAAGACGAAGCAUAGCCGUGGCGACACCCAGGAAGACUGCGUCUGCCCUUGGCUUUCACAGAUCCGGAAUAGAUAAGGCAUGAACUUUCUCGUCUCGUGCAACAUUAAAGCCUAUCCACACGAACCUGGCUUGUUUAGGUAAAGUUGAAGCGCGUAAAAUGCCAACAGCCAUAAUCUCCGUAAACCAGAAAAACGGUUUGUACAGGUCGGCGCCUCUGGUUCAAAUAAAAUUACAAAGUUUAUUUUGCAAGCGUGUAAAUUAUUAUUUUGAAAGUAAGGUAAAUAACAAAUUUUAAUAUCGAAAUUAGUAAGGGCAACGAUUAACCCCGUUUCUUCCUGAUUAAUUCUUCCCUGUUGCAGUGUUUACCGCAACUGUGAUAGGCUUCAGAGAUUCACGGGGAAGUUACGCCAAAUAACAAGCUGCGAUGCUUGAACGUUGUAUCUAGUGUCUUGUUUAUGUAUUCCUGUAUGGUGUAAAUAUUUGCUUCUUCAUGUAGUUUGACUUAAUCUCCAAGUUCAUUUUCUAUGAUUUUAAGAAAUUUGUUCCACAUUCUCUAUACCUUAAGCUCUUAGUACACCAGAUAUAAAAGUCACAUGUGAAAAUGAGUUUGACAAAUUUCAUAUAAUUGAAUUUUAAGAUUCUUUGCCAGUUUGCUAUUGAGACUUAUUGGUAGAAAUAUGAUUCUGAAUACUCUGUAUGUUUUUUAUUCUAUUUUAUUCCUGUAUUUUAUAUUGAUCUUUGAAGAAGAUAUGCAAAAGAUGGUUUCUUUUUUCCACAUUUAAUUGUAACUUAUAGUUGCUGAUACAUUUCUGUAUUUCUCUAAAGUAGUCAUAUGCGAGUUUAAUAGCCUGAUCUGAUUUUCAUGGAGAAGUAUUGCCACGUAUGCAUCCAAUUCAAGCCUCAUUAUUUAUACUUUUAAAAGAUAUUGAAUAAUAUUGGAUCUAAGAUUAAUCCUUGAGUUACUUCUAAUUGCAUAUAAACUAGGGUUGAGGAGGUAACCUGAAUAUGAUAUAUAUUUGUACGAUAAUCAUAAAUAAUUGUAAUAAUAUAUAAAGUGGUAUCUGGUUGGUAUAGUUUCAAAAUAAACCUUAAUGCUCCACUGUACUAACAUGUAUAUAAUGCGACCAUACUAACUUGAUUCUUGCUUUAUUUAUUUCAAAUGCUAUGCGUACUUCAGUAUUUGUAGUUUGUAGCAUUGUGGAAUGUUAUGGCUUAAAUCCAAACUGUUUGUUAGAAAUUUGUCACGUUUGUUAAGAUGUUAUGCUAGCUGAACUAGUAUAAUUUUUUAAUUAAAGUAUUAUAUACUUCUCAGUAUACACUGUACCUAAAUUUUAUUGAACAUUUGGAAAUCACUCAUAAAAACAAAGAAUAACUAAAAAUACGUUUAAGAAAUGUACAAGUAGUUAAUAUUUUAUAGUGAACGAAUAAAAAUGUAACUGUCCAGUCAAAUAAACGUCACGAAUAAAUUGCUUGUGUAGCAAUCGCCCGAUGUACACGUAAAAUCAAUAUCUUUGAAAUAUCUUAUAAAUCGAAAAUAAAAACAAUUAUUUCGAAUAUAAUUUUACUAAUGACACUAACCCUACUUCUCCUCGCGAAACAAUUUACGCAAUAAAAGUAAUCGAUGUCUCAGAAUUUGACGAACUGUUCUUGAAGUUUGAAAGAGACCAAAGGAAUCCAUAUAAGACUACAGAUAGAGACAUAAGCGAUCUCAAACAUAUACCUCUUAUAAUAAUUAACCUUUAUUUACCACUUGUCGAUAUAAUUUAUGAUUUUAGAUCGCAUAUAAUUCAUGGAAAACCGCUCAUCCUUUACCGCGUCUUUAACCGUUCAAUUCUGCAUGGCGCCAAAAGGAAGAUCUCGAUCGGUUGGCAGCGUAACAAACGGACGAUACUAAAAAUUGACUGAACAAAAACAUACAUAGUACAAAUUUUCCUUUUCAGAAAUUCGUUAUAUUGAAAAGUUAUGUAGGGAGUUAGGAACAACAAGAAUAUCGUGUAAAGCAACGUAAAGUGUAAAGUGGAGGUUAGAUGUCCGUUGGUGUUCGUUACUCUUGUUCUCGAAAGCUCGCGUACUGGUCGCGUACGCGUGAACGGGCCUUUAGGUUCGUCUCAGCGCCGAGUUCCCUUCCCCUGUCGUCCCGGCAGAUCCCCCACCCCGCUGGUCCGGCGUCCAUCCCUUCAGUGGCUCGGCAGCGCGCGUUCGAUACACGGAAUCGCCUCGUGGUUCUCGGAAGGCAGUAGACUGUCGUCAGCCACGCCAGACGGCGCACUGCUCGCACACUCACUGCUCUUUCGGAGAUACAUCGCCCACUGGCUCACCCACGGCUGGCUGUUACCUCGGCUGUCGGUCGACCUCUCUCUCCUCCGGCUGCUGGCAGCAGCACACUCAGGCUUAGCGGGCCGCCAGUUACGCAACAAUAACAACGCUGUCAGGAGGUGUAGCAUGCGCGUGUUGUGCCACCUAUACGCCGACGAACGACCCUGGAACGACGAGCUACCGAUUCGUCGUCGCCGCCGCCGCCGCUUCUGCUCUUAUUGCUACUGCGAUCACUUGUUGAAAACCCGGUAGGAGAGCGCACACAUCCGUUUCGCAACACGGCCACGCUACGCGACGCGACACGAUCUUCGUUUUGGUGGGAACAGACUGUGCUAGCGCGGUGUUAGCAGUGGUGGUAAUUCGAGGAGGAGCAUGGAAAGUGCGUGCAGUGCCGUCGAACGGGAAUUAUGUUGCAGGAAGAGUGAUGAGUAGUAACGGAGUAAACGUGGUGGGAAGCCGAUUUGAGUCCGUGCGCGGUGCGAGUGGCGCGGAUCGAACGCUCGAUACGCGACACGCGUUCAGAGAUCCGAACUUAUGGAGGAUCGAGUCGAUUCCCUGCCGACCGAGUCGACGAUGAAUGAGCGAGAAAUUGUAACGCUACAGUGUGACACAGCUGUCUGCUCGGGGUGCCGUCUCUGUUGGCUUUAGACCCGACGAUCCACCGGACCGACGGAACUGAUUUCAGUGUAACUCUAUAUCGCUUUCGGGAGAGGAAAGUUUUCUACGCAGAGAAAAGAAAAAGUGUGGAAUACUUGUUGAAGGCGAGAUCACCGAAGUCUAAUCUCGUCGUGGUACGGAAUCCACGUGACGGAAGAUAUCGAGAAGGAAGAUCGAAGAAAGAUCGAUCGUUGAAAACAGCCACGAGGUGUACGUCCGACAGAAGUACGCGAACAAGUGUGGUACGCGAAAUACGUCGCGAUUAGGCGCCAAUGACGUCAGGCAAGAGUCGCGAAGACGUGUAAGUCGACAAGGGGAAUUCGUUGGUGGAGUUUGGCGGUGCGUUUACCGAUACGGGUGUCAGUCUGUGUGUUGGUGGUGUAUUACUGCUGGCAGUAGUGAUCGUAGUAGUAACGACACCAGUAUCUGUCGUCGGUAUUGGUGGUGGUAAUGGUCGUGUAGUGGGCUUGGUAUCGGUGUUGCCGAACAGUAGUGGGGCUAAAAAGGAGACCCCGUGGUGGAAUUGCUGCGUGGUCCGUCGUUGGUAGCCAAUUAUAUUUUCUACGUGUGUGCUUCGCGGGCAAUGACUAACUGCUCGGCCGUGUUAAAAUGUGUUAGUAGGAGAUAUCGUCGACGGACCCGUUUCUGCGUUGGUGUUGCCCCGUCUACGUCAGCACCGGUCGGACGGGAUUUGCAUAGCAAACAGAUUGACGCGCUGGUAAGUGGAUAACGAGAGAGGAGUCGCGACUCUGUGUCCCAACCGCGUACCCAAAGAGAAAAAGAUAGUGCGUGUAUGCGUCUGCUCGUGUUGCUCUGCAAGAAAAGAAGAAAGAGCGAGGAGGAGAAGCCAAGAGACGCAGACGACGGGGCAAGUGUUGGAGCUUAAAAUAGAAGAGUGACUUCGGCUUAAGUACGCGCCAGGGGGACGGGCAAAUAAAGAGUAACCGGAGAGGGUGUCUCCUCUGAUUUUCUUCCAACAAAAUGAUUAUUGUGCUUCUUCUGUGAUACGUUUCUAUAUCCGGGAGUAUUCGUGCUCGUGAUCGUCUAGCGAGAAAGCAGCCAACGUUAUAUACAUGUAGGAUAUAUAUAUACACAGAGAGAGAGAGAGAGAGAGAGAGAGAGAGAGAGAGAGCGAGAGAUAGAGUGAAAACGAAUCUCGGACAAACGAGGAUCGGUUAUCGUAUCGGGAAAAUCGGUAGUAAGUGUUCUGUGAUAACAACGUGGGUGCACGACGGAGGUAAACCAACCGUGAUUCCCCACCUCCGUCACUCUGACAUCUUUUGAUCUCCGCGGAGACGGGGGAUUAUUGUAAGAGAGAAGCUUCUGCAUCACGGUCUCUCCUACGAUGGAUCGUGACUCGCGUUCGUAUUCCUGCGGAGGCUGCGAGAGGACCGAGGGUCGAGCUACGCCGAUGGAGUAACAAGUGAGCGGCGAAGCGGCGUUGCCAUGACGACAGAGACUCACACUGUGGCGAUGACAGAUCCACAGUUAUCGAACAAUAACAAUAACAACAACAACAACAACAACAAUAACGAUGGCGAGCCAAAGUACCUGCACAAAAAGUUCAAGAAGAUGGCGACGACGGAGGUCGCGCCUAAGCUGGAGCCAAAGAAGGAAUCCCCUGGCAACAACAGUUCUCCAGAGACACCGAAGAAAAAGGAUACGGCCAAGGACUCCAGAGAGUCGAUCAAGGAUCCGAUCAAGGUCGAGGCCUCUCCGGAACCGGGGGACGGGGAACCGACAGAGUCUAGGAAAAGCGGCUACGUGUGUCCUUAUUGCAGGCUCUCCUGCGCAAAGCCAAGUGUCCUGCAGAAACACAUCCGUGCCCACACGAACGAAAGGCCGUAUCCUUGCGUGCCUUGCGGUUUCGCGUUUAAGACCAAGUCGAAUCUCUACAAGCACUGCAGGUCUCGUGCUCACGCGCUGAAGAUGGAAGGAGGUGAUGCCAGCAAGGUAUCAGAAGACUCGGACAUAAGCUUAUCGGACAGCGCGAGCAACGGUACCGGGACACCGCCGCCUCCGCCGUCGUCGACGCCUACGUCCACCAUGUCUAGCAUGAAAACGAUCAGGACGGGGAAAAUUUACAAGCCAAAAUUCCACACGGCGCUCCAGUGCGUCAGCCACGACACCGAAACGUCUUCCCUUUCAUCCGUUUCUUCCAAUAACAGUUCUUCCCCGACGACAACCGCCGCCGGCGCCGGUUCGAAGCCGAAUCCAGAGCAAGUACAAGAGCACAUCGACAAGAUCAUCACCGACAAUCAAGCGAUCGUGGACGCGGUGGAUCCGCGGCUACACAAGCUGAUGCAAAGGCAGCAAAGUCUCGUCGAAACGAAGCAGUGCGAUCAGCCGUUGAAUCUCUCUUCCGUCGAGGAAUCCGCCUCGAGGAAACGCUGCUACAGCGAGAGCUUCGUUCGAGAAAGCAAAGAUUGCCAGAACAGUUCCGAGAGCUCGUUGAUCAAGGACCUCCUCCUGAGCAAUCCAAAUCCGUGUCAAGAUGGACCAGCGGAUAACGAAAAUUACCUUUGUCCGUCUUGCAAUAUCCCUUACUCGAGCAUCGACAAUCUCGACGCUCAUCGAAGGUACUACUGCAAGGGCAGCGUGAGCCCCCGCAUGGAGUGCAAGCUGGAAAUAGAGAAAAGAGAGCCCGACUUGGAAUCAAAGUCUUCCGAUUAUUACAAUACGCUGCAACCUCUGCCUUCCCCAGGGCCGCUCUUAGGCAACACGAGACUCGUCGACGCGUACGCACCACCAGCGAAGAAGCAACGCUCGGAAUCCGUGCCUACCACGCUGCGAUCCCUCGAGGAGCUCAGCAAGUAUCCGCGACCCAACUCGUUGCAGAUGUUCGGCGGUGAGGUGAGGAUCCUGGACAAUACAGGCGAAACGAAAACGAUGAGGAUCGAGCCGCGACAAACCAACUCCCCUACCAGCGAGCAUACGGUGAGCAGCAAAUGCGUGACGUCGGAGACCGCGUCGAUCGUGGUCAGGUCGGGUCUUCACUCGGGAGGCACGAUGAUGCACAAACCGUCAGGCACGCCAGCCAGCACGCCGAACACCUCCAUAUCUUUGCCCAACACGCCACAGAUGUUGGCGCCGAUCAUGCCGAACAUAUCAACUCCGAACAUAGCCCCGAGCAUGUCGUGCUACAAUUACCUCGAGCCCCACCUGAACCCACUGACCAGCAUCACUGCCUACAAUCCGCUGACACUGCCCCAGGCGGGCAUCACCAGUAUCCUUCACGGCGGCAAAGUCAUACCAUACGUUCCUGGCAUGCCUGGACCCCACACCCUCACCCCGGCCAUAGACAUAUCUUCGAGUAUAGCGACAGGCAACGCCGGAUACAAAGUGAUACCAGGCUUGCCCGGCCUCCACAUGGUCCCACAGCCGUUGGACCUCGCCAGUCCGGUGAAGAUACAAACACCGAUCGUACCUGGUAUCCCGGGACCGAUGUCCACCGGACACGCGAUGGGCCAACCGCUGGAUCUCGCCAGCCCGGCGAAGGACUCGAAGCUUGGCUUCAAGACACCCGCUAGCGAAGCCUCGAAGCCCGAGUUCACGAGCCCGAAAGUUCCUAGCAUUAAGAUUGAACCCUCUACGGACAAGUACCGCAGGGUACCGUCCACCGGCGAUAUCGUCAAGGUGGAGCUCGACCGUCAUAUCAAGAAUAGCGUGGCUAUCAAGUACAAGGGAAUGGAGAGUCCUAGGGAGAGGCGAGAAUUCUCGUACGACAGAAGUCCCAAGGUCGAGAAGACUUUCGGUUACGCAAACGGCGUUGAUUCUAACGUCUCCCUGGCGAAUUCCUACAGCAAGCUCAGAUAUUCGCCAAAGGAGUCCACCGAGAGCAGGAAGAGGGUGUCAACGUGGAACGUGAGCGAAUUGGAAGCCAGUAAGACGCCUGAUCCGUUAGGUCCCAAUACGUCGUCGAGCUCCAAGUACGAUUCACCUCCUCCUUUGGAGAACGGGCGUCUGAAAACGAGCUUCGUUGAGAGCAGAGGAAAGUCGAUGGACAACUGCGCUACUUUCAACGGGGCGAAAAUAAAGCCUGAACCCGCGACGUCGAUGGUGCUUGUUAAUCUGGACGCACCGAAGACAGAUGUGCCAAGCAAAGCUUCCGUAGAUGUAGUCGUUAAGAUAGACAAGCCGGAGGAGGCUAGGUCUCCGAAGAACGGCGACGCCACCAAAGAGGAGAUCAACUCGAGCAAAUUCCUGAGGCCCACUUCCUUGCCGUUGAAGCCUGGCACGUUCACGCCGAAGAAGCAUCACGGUAUCACCCCCACCGCGAACACGCUACCUCUGAUCAGCCCCGAGACUCCAAGGCCCAAGAAAUCGUACGGGCAGCUCUACUUAAACGGACACGCCUACACAUAUCUAGGACUCAAGUGCUCUACCAGGGUGUUUUACUGCACUCUGAACCGACCACAACCGAUGUACGUCACUCAACAACACGGCUUGUCCAUGUACUCCAACUGGAAGAUAUGCAAGGAAGCUCCACCCGACGUCGACAUGGCGCACUACGAUUCGAGGCAUAGACCUCUCAAUUAUACCACCGCCUCGAAGAAGCAGGAGGAUAUCUUAACGCAUUCCUCGCAAAGACCGACCACGCCGACCAACCUGGACAGCGGUUUGGAUGGCGACAUGCAGGAGAAAGCGAAGAGAGUGAAGAUCUUUGACGGUGGUUUCGAGAGCAACGAGGACUACACGUAUGUUAGGGGCAGAGGUCGAGGUCGAUACGUUUGCGAGGAAUGCGGCAUUCGCUGUAAAAAGCCAUCCAUGUUAAAGAAACAUAUCAGAACGCACACAGACGUAAGACCGUACACAUGCAAGCACUGUGCUUUUAGUUUCAAAACCAAAGGCAACCUUACAAAGCACAUGAAGUCCAAAGCUCAUUACAAGAAGUGUGUCGAGCUGGGUGUCGUUCCUGUACCCACGUCAGUCUGCGAUGAGAACAUCGACAAAGACGCCAUAGCUCGGUUAGCUGCCGGUGGCAACACGGAAGAGUCCUCAGAAGAGGAGGAGGAGAGCGACGGGGAAGAUAGCGAGGAGUCCGGAAGCGAAGAACAGGAAGCAGCCCAGAGCUUAUUGAGCCUCUCGCAACGCAACACAAACAGAUUCCCAGGUCUUCUGCCAUCUGGAAGACCCACGACUUAUCCGUACACUUUGACUUUCCCAACGACCUCCACAUCAGCAACCGUGUCGGUCGCUGUGAGCAACUCUCCUUUGAGCGGUCAAGGUGUUAGCACUCAAGCAACCACCCUCGUUCGGAACGAGCUGCCUUAUCGCUACUACUUUCCAUCGAACCGUACCGCCCCCGAAGAAUCCAGAACAACCGUGAUCCAGUCAUCGAAGAAGGAUAGCUCCGACGUGGAAGUGGAUGAAGUGGACGCAGACUCGCGAAACAGUUUGCCUCAGCCCAUGGAUCUCACAACGAAGCCAGCCAUGCAAUCCUUGUCAUCUCCCAUCUUGCAGAGGGCCAAACCUGCGGAUAUUCUGACCCCCGUCUCGGAGCCAGUCCUUCUGCAAACGAUCGUCCAAACGAUGGAGAGACUACCGAUCCAAGGCAGAGAAUGGAAACCAGACGCCGAGGGUCAUAUGCUGCAGGCCUAUCUCACGGAAAGACACAUGAUGGACAGCAAAAUGAAACAACAGUAUCGCGUAGGGAACACGAAGAUAGAGAAGCAUCCUAAAGAAAGGGACUUUUAUCUGAGGCAGCUCUCUCCAAAAUCCAGGACCAUGGAAUCGAACAAUGCACCCACGGUAACGUACACCGAUCCCAGCAAGAUGCAGCAAACAGUGUUGGAUUCCAGGAUCAAGCACGUGUCGAAACACACCACGGAUGAGAUCAAGAUGGAGAUCAGAGAGAAGAUCUAUCAGAACAACGUUGCGGUGGAACGACGAUCCUUCGACAUGGAGUCCAUUCACAGGGAUAAGGAGCAAGGAAGUCGAACGAUUCCUGAGAGAGAGAAUUUUGAGCAUGGUUUGAUCAAUUCCGUUCCAAAAACGAGCGUGGAAUACGGUAUACCUAAAAGUAACAAUUGCGUGGAGAGGUCCAGUUACUCCGGGGAGUCCCCUAACAGGAGCACACCGCAGAGUGUGGAUUGUCACUCACCCAAGUCUUUCAACUCCGAGGCCAACAAUCGACUCUUGGCAAUACCGCACUUGAACAAUGACAUGGAAAGGAAUUCGGUGUUCGGUUCGAUGAAAGCGAUGAACGAAUUGGAAAGAGCUCGGGAAUGCCACACGGCCAAUCAAGAGAUCAGACCAAUGAGUCACGAAAUUAGGGUCUCGACGACGGACCAUCGAAUGCAGAGUCAGAGUCCACGGAAUUUGGACAUGAGGCCACCCAGCCGCGAAAUGCGAACGCCGAACCAGGACUACAGAGGUCAGAUGCAAGAACUGCGACCACCCGCGCAGGACUACAAAUUGUGCAGGCAAGAAUUGAGACCUCCUAGUCGCGAAUUCAAGCCUCUGGGUCACGACAUACGCCCAAGUCAAGAUAUGACGGCUUUGAACAGCAUAGAGAUCAGACAGAGCAACGUGGACAACCGACCACCGAGCAGAGACAUGAUUCUGUUGUCGGAGUACAGACACCCUCAGCCUCAAGAACCUAGGGUUAAUUUUGACAUGAUCCCAUUGGCCAUACACGACGCCACCAAGAUGCAAGAUGUUCCAAGACCACCGCCAACCGUGGACAUGAGAAACGUGGAACGCGUUGAAAUGAAACAUACAGAGAUGACGAAGCAGAGCAUAGCGGAAAGUAUCAAGCACACGGUUGCACGGAAGAUGGUCGUCGGAGGACCUGGGUUCAGAUCACCUUCGCCUACUGGAGGAAGUACCAAGCCGCAAGCUGAGUUCUUACAGCCUUCCAGUGGACCUGCGCCCAAUUAUGUCAGUGUAACCGAAGAUGGGAGAAGUGUCUGUGGAAUUUGUAACAAGGUGUUCAGCAAACCUAGUCAGUUGCGGUUGCAUAUCAACAUUCAUUACUUUGAGAGACCAUUUAGAUGCGAAAGCUGCGCAGUUUCUUUUCGAACCAAGGGUCAUUUGACAAAACAUGAAAGAUCUGUUUCUCAUCACAAUAAGGUCAGUAUGACUUCCACGUUCGGAGCUGCGACUACCAGCAAUCCUAGACCGUUUAAGUGCACUGACUGUAAAAUAGCAUUCAGAAUACACGGUCAUUUGGCGAAACAUCUUCGCAGCAAGAUGCAUAUUAUGAAAUUAGAAUGUUUAGGUAAAUUGCCAUUCGGAACGUAUGCUGAGAUGGAAAGGUCUGGCGUCAAUUUGAACGACAUUGAUACUACCGACUGUGAUAAUAGUCUUACUAGUCUCCAGAUGCUGGCUCAAAGACUUUGCGAGAAAGAUCCUAGUAAAAUAGGGCAAUGGGAUUCUGAGCCUAUUCCAAGCCAAGUUAUCAGUGGAGGCGAGACGUCCUCGGACGAGGGUGAGCCUAUACCACAGCAUGCGAUCCAUCCGUGCCCUAUAAAAGUAACAACAGACACGGAUAUGUCUCGAUCAUAUCAUGUGCCAAUCACCAACGAAGAUCCAAAGUCUGAUGUUCAACUUGGGAAUCCUCAGUUUAAGCAGCAGGGGCGCGAGUACAGCGCGAAAGAGAGGCCAAAUCAGCCUACAUUUCCCGUGGAGGAUGUAAGGCCGGAUGAAAACAUGCAAUCAUACAAGUGCCAAAUUUGCACGGUGUCUAUGCGUACUAUGAACGAAUUGCAAGUACAUUGUUUCGUUGAACAUAAUAUCGAAUCGGAGUCUAGUACAAAUAUACAUUUGGGGGAUAGGGGCGUGGACAAGUGUAGAGGGAAAGAGAAUACUCAGAAAAAGGUAACAAACGAGUCUGUAGUCAAGGAAGAUCACAAUAAACAGAAAGUUGAAGACACAUAGUGCCAAAAUAAUACAGUGAACCAAGAAAUCAACGGUGAAGUUAUUUGACUGAAUUCGUUGCCGUGCCGAUAAAAUAGUUAUAGUACGUAUAGAUGUCCCGUAUAAAGUGUUACAAUCUGUUUUCUCAGAAAGUAAUGAAAAUAUCGACUUUAUUUAUGUUGUAAAGUAAAAUGUUGUUGUAAAGUAAAAUAGCACAGAGAAGUUAUGUUUCAGGAAACAUAACUGUUAAAUGGAAAAAAGAUAUUUAGAUAACUCUUAUCUUCUAAAACUGGUUUUUUUUUUUACAUUGUUUUUCGUCUGGUGGUUUAUAUUAAUUCAAAUAAACCGCUCUCGUGCGCAUGCAGAGGACGCUGCUAUCUUUGGCGUCUCUCCAACACUUGUGUAAUGUACUCCUUAUUCGUAAUAGAUUGUAGGAAAAAUAAAGUCGAUAUGUUCAUUAGUUUCUAAGAAAAUAACAACACUUUUCACGGGACACUCUGAAUACCAUCACAUUUCGAAGGAAAGCUCUAGAACCAAGAAUAUUUUCAUCAGUUAUGAAAAGUUUGUUACCGCGAUUGUGAAUUGCAAAAAUCUUCCAUGUAUUGAAAAGGUAAUUAUAAGAAACUCUAUUAAAGGAAGUUCUGUGUUACAGUGGUAUACAUAUAGUAAAUAUUAGUAACGAGAAGAAGACUUGUUACUUUUAAUAUAAAAAUCUGUUAUAUUUAAUACUUGGUUUUCGAACCAAUAUGAUGAUCCAUGUCGAUACAUGUGUGCAUACAGGUAAAUUUAGUACACAAUGAAAAUCAAUGAUUUCAUGUUUUAAAAAUAUAAGAAUCGAUAAAAUAACAUCUGGUUAACUUAGUUUUUUUAAAUCAGAAUUUCUUCCUAUAUGAAACUUGAAGAUUAAGUCAUCAAAGCAGUGAUAGUUGAUAUUUUGAACAUAUUUUUUUAACAAUAGCUAUGACCUUAUUACAGAAAGAGAGUCAAAACUCUAUUUUUUGUAACAAUAUGUAUAAGUAUUUUUCAAUUUCAUUUAAUAACAUUUAAUAAAACGCAAGUUGUUCUUAUGUCUUAAUUAGUUAUGAAGUCAUGAAAUUUUAUAACAAAAGGCUCUAUCUUCCUUAUUAAAGUUUCUUUGAUUCUAUUUUUAGUGUUGUUUAGCAUUCAAAAUAAAUGAGGAAACAUCAUGAAUAAUUUUAGUCUUUCCAAUAGACCUAAGAUUUUCUGAAAAUUUUCUUUCUUAUUAUUCCUGUAGAAAAAUUCAAUAGUCAGACUAUAAAGUGGGACUUUUAAAUUCAGUGUAGUAUGUACUACAAUAUUUUAAUAAUGAAAAUUGAUAUCAAUUUGUAAUAGUAAAACCUACAGGAUAAUAGAGGAGAUAAUAUUUAAAAUGAGUAAAUACUGGAAUAUGCAGCACAUUUUAAAUCAAAUUAAAUCCUUAAAAAUUUGUUCAAUCUUACUUUCUUUGUUUUAUUAUUAUUACUUCAUUCUUUAUUUUCUAUUUAAAAGAUUUACAAAAUAAACAACGAUAAAAUUUAGUCUUUCAAAAUUACGAAAUGAAAUGUAGAAAUGUUUUUAUUUAAUGCUUCUUUAGUUUUGUGAAAAUAAUGAUUUUUGAUUUGUUUAUAAAUGAUCAUAAAUGUUCUAUUUCACCACCUAGAAAUUUUUAUUUAUCAAUUAAACAAUCAACUUUUUUAUUUUAUGUUACAUUUGGAUUCUAUUUUGUAUAAAAAUAUUUAUUUAAUAAAUAGUUUGAACAAUAAUUAUACUAAUGACUUCAAACGAGCAAAAUUCAAUUACAUAUCUAUUUUACUACAUACUACUACCUGAACUAUUCUACAUUGCGUGGAAUAAAAAAUAUUAUUUGAAUGCAAACAUUAGUUUAACACUUCCGGAUAUAUAGUUUUUGUUUAAUCGUCCUGAGGCAUAAGCAAACAGCUUUACCCUCUGGAAUAUUAAAAACAGGAAGUGUUGGGUUAAUAUUUUGUUUACUAUCAAUUCUAUUAAGGAUUUGCAUACACCAAAAAAAGUUUCAAAUUUAAUCUGGAACAACAUUCAUCAUAUGUAUUUUUACUCUAAAAGGAACAAUAAGUAAGAUAUUGUAUAAUUCAUAGUUGGUACCUCAAACAACUUUCCCUCUUAACAAGAAGUUAGCGAUGCCAUAUGUUUGUAAUUUCAUCACAAUUAGACAGAAUUGCAUUUUAUUUAUAUGAAAGAUAAUACUGAGUUUACAUAGUUGUAUAGCUGUUAGAUAACAUCACUUUGUUAGGGGCUGAAAGCUACAUUAUCUGUUCUGCAAAGCAGGUAAUCAUAAUUUACAUAAAUAUAGUAAAAGAAGUAAUACAUUAUUUGAAAGAGUUUUGAACUUCCGAUUGUUGUUGUACUUGAAGGCCAAAAGACAAUGUUGAAAGUUUUAAUUUAAAACUUGUUAAGCUUUUCUUCGAAAAAUGGUGGAAUGUAACUUAUAAGAACAUAGUUCUCAUAUGUAGUAAAAAAUAUGAUAUUUAUAUACAAUAGUCUUGUAUCAGCAUGAGGUGCAAUGAACUGGCAUGUGAUUCUGUAUUUAAAGUGCAACUGUUGCGUUCAACAUUGAAGAGUAUUCUAACAUUAAAAAUUAAUAUUAUAUCUUAAUUAUCGGUACAUGAAGUAUACACGGAACACGCACACAUGUACACAUACACACAAACAUUGAGCGAGAGAGAGGGUGAGUUAGCCGUGACUAAAGUUGUAAAUAUCUGUUGUUUUUGGUAAUAUGAAAAAAUUCAAAGAGGAAAAUUAAUUUACAAAAUCGCAUGAUAUGACAAUAUUCAAGAGAAUCUAAAUACACCUUGAAUUAUUGGCAAAUUGCAACGGUAAGAGAAAAGUAAUUUUUACAACUAUUGUAUGCUCCUUCGAGUCAAAAAUUUUCUUCUUUGAACUAUGUAUCAUGAAAAACAAUGAAAAGAUUUACAAUUCCAGUAUAGUAGGUAACUCAUCCUGUAUAUAUUUGUAUGAUAUUAGUAUGAGCAAUUACGAGAAUUAUUGUUGAUAUAAGAGAAGAUGUGUUUGUAUAUAUUUAUGUGUAAUAUAAUGAAAUCAUGUUAGUCUUUAUUAUAAUUUUAAGUGAUCCAUAACGAGGAACAGAAUCGGUUAUUCGGUCAUUAUUGUACAUUUUGUUAAUUCCAAUGUAUCAUCUUUGUAUCCUCCAUUCUCCCGUUCGUCUUUCUGGAAUACGUAUGUAUUUCAAAUCUUUGGAAACAGAGUUAGGCAAGACUUCUUGGUUUUCUUAAAAAAUGAAACAAUUACAAAUUAAUUAAAAUAACCUUUUAUUCAUUAUUUGCAUCAUCGAACAGAACCAAACGUUUGUAAUUACAAAUAUAAUUCCUAGAUUAUGUAGACAAAUUUAGUUUUCCAGUGCAAAAACAAUAUUUUAUAACCUUAUAUACUAAUGCCAAUAAGUAGAAGAUAGAAGCAGAAUGAAAUGAAUCACUGGGAUUUGUUUGUUAUAUACAUAUUAAAGGAAAUCAGAAACUUAAAUAUGAAUAUAUACAUAAAAUGAUAAGAUACAUGAAUAACAAAUGAAAUCAUAAUAAUGAUUAAACGAUGAUUUAAAUAAUGUUCCGUUAACUAUAAAUACGAUCGUUCCCUAGCUCUGUUUAAUGGAUGGUAUAAAACAUUAUACUUUCCAGUAAAUUAAAUUGAACUCGAUCGUUAGGUCUAUGAUCGUUAUCAACGAGCUGGAUAACCGAUUUUCUGAUCUUUCUUACAACGUUUAAGAAGCUACAUACCUUCCACGAGAGACAGCUAUUCUAUCUUAUAAUUAUCUAUCUAAUAUACAGCACCCAGUUUUUAACAUCUCAUCGAAGCACGACUUGUCUUUCCUACUGCAUAAUCAGAUUUAGAUUAUCAUAAUUUGUACCUAGAUGUGCUUGAGACAAAGUAGUAGACGAAUAGACAGACCGCACAAUCGUAUACAUUGAGGUCCAGUUAAAGUGAUUGUCGCCAAACAAUAUCAAUGUAGUAUAAUUUAAUAUAGCAUUUGGUGUAUGUCCAUUCUAAUGCUAUCAACUCCGAUUACAAAACCAUGUAUGAAUUUCCAAAGCGUGCACGUGUGUAUGUUUACAAUGGCCAAGCCAACGAUGUUUGUAUUUUAGAAGAAACGACGAGAUAAAAAAAAAAGUAACUUUUGCAUUGAAAUUAAUAUUUGAUAAGAUAUAUUAGAAGGAAAGAUUCCACGGAUGAAGAAUAUUUUGGAAUGCAGCUGAAGCCAAAUUUCAUAUGAUAUGUAAUAUUUAUCUCUUCACUAUCUUAUAUGUGAUUGCUAAAGUAGUUCUUUCAGAUUAUGAUUCUGGAUAUAUUUUCGAAACUAUUGUUUUGUCUAGAGGUAUUUUGCAUACUUUCAUGAGCAUACAUAACGAACCAUCAUUUACAUAUCAAAUCUAUUGAUUUAGACUAAGGGACAAUGAAUACGAUCAUUUUUCAUCAUUUGUAUCCUACAGUAGAGAACAAACAAUUCGAUAUAAAAUAAAUUUAUAUUACAUUAUUGGAAAGCCAACUUAAUUUAAUCUAAGACGUUACAAGUAUGUCAAACGUCAUAUUUGAGAAUAUUUUUAGAUAGUUCACACAAACAUUUGUGUAAACAUAUUUUCAGUUAAAACACAAAUAGAAAGUUUUUAUGAACAACUGAAUAUAUGAAAUUUAAGUUUAUUCGUAUAUUUCAUUAGAUAACUAAUAAUUGAAAAAUAGUUCCAAAUGUUAUUUUAAAAUUAAAUAGUGUGUAAAGUUUAGUAGACAAAAACUAUGAACAAAUUUUGAAGUACUUGAUACAUGCAACACUAAAAACUAUGCAAAGCAUUUAUCAUCUAGAAUAAAUCAUGUUCGCAAAGAAAUCCUUUGUCACAUUUUCCGAUAUUUUAAGAUAUUUAUCUAAAAUAUCUAUAAGUAUACUAUUUCACAAAAUCUGCUAUUUUGAAAGAAUUUCUCUACAAGACGAAUGCACAAUUGUCUUCCAUUAGUAUUCUAAGUAGUAAUCGAUAGAUUUUCAUAAAUAAAGAUAUUCAGAAAUUUCUUAAAAAUGUUUUACAUGCUUAAUUAUAUAUUGUUAUUCAAAAGCUCUAAAAUAUUUCAGUCGUUUUAAGCGUGAAGAAACUCCAUUUUAUUCCGUCUUCCAUUUUCGUAAUUUUUACAUUACUUCAUUUAUUUUAGCGAAUGAAUUUGGAAACUGGCACUAUUUUUUGUAAAACGUAAAUGAUCUUAAAAUUUCAAAAACAAUAUAUAAGAAACAAAAUUAAUGUUGUACAAUGUUCUCUUCAAAUUUCGAUCAUAUCUUUUUAGUAUGGAAAGAAAAAAAUGAAUUAUUGUAGGUGAUAAAUUGUUUUGUCUUGCAUAAUAUCAUAUUAAAAUCUUCUGUAAGAAGUUGGCUUGGCUCCUUCCAAACUCAGUAUUAGAAAUCUUAAAAACAAGCACGAUUAAAAUCCCAAUGCGUGAAUUAUUUUUAAUCGAACUGUGUUUUGCAAAAAAGUACUUCCAAGAUAUCAGCUUUUGUCAUUUCAUCAAGUUGGAUUUCUGAAACGGCCCCUACCUUUUUACUGUUUUAUAAUGAAUGCUGACAGUAACGCAAACAGUUGGCAGGUUAGUAUUUUACAUGUAUUAUAGGUGAUGUAAAUCAUUCAAAUUUUAUAAAUAUUUUUCCGAGUGCAUAAUGUCAAUUGCAUUCGUGCAACAAUUCUAUUGUAUGCUUUUAUAAUCAGUUGCUAGAUUAACGAAGCAUUUCGGGCUUGAGAAGUUAAUUCAUGAUAAAGAAAAAGAAAGGGUACUUUAAUGGAAACAAAUCGAGCGUUUGCUCGUAAAUAUCAAAUAAUGGGACCGGAGUAAGAUUUUAUAAAAAUGUACACAGAAACAUAUAAGAACAUUGGCUUUUAUGAAAUGUAAGAAUGCCAACAUUUUGCUAGUAUCGCUGUCACUUUUCUUCCUGAUUCUGUGACUCUGUUGAACUACUGAUGAAAAUGUAAUUUAUUUAUUGUAAAUAAAAAACAUAUAUUGCUUAAAAUGUUUUAUAUUAUAUGAUCUGCAUUGAUACAUAAUCAACGGAAUUUUGGUGAACAAUGUGAAGAAAAAAAAUCAAUUUAAAGUUUAUA